Messenger RNA from Hyaloscypha bicolor E, 576 nucleotides. RefSeq lists its product as uncharacterized. Bases 1 to 576 code for a protein of 191 amino acids. Gene Ontology annotation, molecular function: protein tyrosine phosphatase activity. The transcript is spliced from 2 exons. The record is from RefSeq and is a predicted model, not a curated record. NCBI's taxonomy places the organism in Eukaryota, Fungi, Ascomycota, Leotiomycetes, Helotiales, Hyaloscyphaceae. Gene Ontology annotation, cellular component: cytoplasm; nucleus.
AUGGCCAUGCAUACAGUCGCAACUCUCCCGCGCCUCUCCUCCACCGAGCUCUCGCAGAUCCUCCUCUCCAACAGCUCCUCAAACCUCGACGCCUCGACUCCGCCCUCAAAGAUCGCAAUUGUGGAUGUACGCGAUGACGACCACAUCGGCGGCCACAUUCGCCAUUCGAUCCACGCCCCUUCCCACACCCUAGACCACAAGAUCCCCGAGCUCGUGCGGAAGCUGAAAGAUAAAGAGACAAUCGUCUUCCACUGCGCGUUAUCACAGCAAAGAGGACCGUCUGCUGCGUUAAGAUACAUACGAGAGAGGGAACGAUUGCUUGGUCCCAGCGCGAAGACGAAGAUGGAGAGUGGCAGUGGAGUGGGGGAGGUGAUGCUGAAGAAUAAGGAGUUAGAUAGUGAGGGAAAAGGAGAGGAUGAGGAUAAGGAGUGGGAGGAUGACGAUGAAGAGGGCAAAGAGCAGAAGGUUUAUGUGCUUGAUCGUGGUUUCGUGGGCUGGCAGGAACGGUAUGGUGAGGAUCCACGGCUGACAGAGGGGUAUAGGAAAGAGAUUUGGAAGGAGGGGUAUUGGAUGUGA